Messenger RNA from Oryzias melastigma (Indian medaka), 2213 nucleotides. RefSeq names its product eukaryotic translation initiation factor 4E type 3. The record is from RefSeq and is a predicted model, not a curated record. Lineage: Eukaryota; Metazoa; Chordata; Actinopteri; Beloniformes; Adrianichthyidae. The coding region runs from base 274 to 900 and encodes 208 amino acids. Gene Ontology annotation, biological process: translational initiation. Gene Ontology annotation, molecular function: translation initiation factor activity; RNA 7-methylguanosine cap binding. Gene Ontology annotation, cellular component: eukaryotic translation initiation factor 4F complex. The transcript is spliced from 7 exons.
UUUUCCACAUUUGAAUGCAGUUGAAAAACAGAAGUUUCUCGACUGAACUCUAUAUGCCGAUGGCAACGGGAGACAGCGUCAUCUUUUUUUCCUGUGACGGCGCCAACCGCUGAAGAAGUGACCAAUGAGUCAGCAGCUGACAGGGGUUCAUUUACGAAACGAACCUAUAUAUACAAAAGAAACACAAGAAGCUGCCGAGAAAACCGUCCUCGCGGGAUAAACACUCGAUAUAUUUAUUUUUUUAAAUAAAGUUUUUCUUUUUCAAAACUGGCGAUGGCAGUUCCCGCCGCUGCUCUCCAGCUGAGCUCUCAACACAACCUUCGGGAUUUGGGAAGGAUCCCACAUGACAGCGACAGCGACACUCUGCCUUUGCAUUCUCCGUGGACUUUCUGGCUCGAUAGAUCUCUCCCGGGUACGACAGCGGCAGAAUGUGAAUCAAACUUGAAGAAGAUCUACACUGUGGAAACUGUCCAGAGCUUUUGGAGAGUUUAUAACAACAUCCCCGGUGUCUCCAGUUUGCCCCUAAGAUGCAGCUAUCAUCUCAUGAGAGGUGAAAGGAAGCCUCUGUGGGAAGAAGAAAGCAACGCUAAAGGCGGCGUUUGGAAGAUGAAAGUAUCCAAAGAGUGCACUCCUUCGGUGUGGAAGGAGUUGCUGUUGGCUACAAUAGGAGAACAGUUCAGCGACUUCUGUGCCUCAGAGGAUGAAGUGGUUGGGGUCAGCGUCAGUGUUCGAGACAGAGAAGACGUAGUCCAGGUCUGGAAUGAAAACGCCUUCUGCUCCAACGAGUCCAACGUCCUGGGAAAAAUCUACCAGCUCCUUCCACAGAUUUCUUUCAAAGCAGUGUUUUACAAACCCCACGAGGAGCACCACGCCUUUGAAGGAGGCCGAUCACGACACUAGCACGCUCUUGCACGCCAAACCUUUCGCGGUGUACAGUGUUCCUCCCUGCUGAUGAAGGUGUUUUGGGUCAUGGCGCUCAGGCAAACCACAGAGCGGUUGAGUUAUUCCUCAUAAGUACCUCAAUCCAGCCUAAGUUACAUGAUUCAGACAAAUGAGACGUCACUUUUUUCUGAAAAGUACUGACUUUUCAGAACAAAUGUAUUUGUCUAUUUUAGUCAAAACUGGUUUAUUUUAUAGUGUUUUAUACUAGAAUGUUUUACAAAACCAGAAAUGAAAGAUUAGCGUUUUCUCCCCCUUAAGUUACAUGCAAUCAAAAAUAGUUACUGAGUAUUUCUUUUUUAUUCAAAUGAAUGCACAGUUUUACAAAACAGACUGGCUAAAAGAGGUUAUUUUAGUUUUUUUCUCUUUCGAAAUAGUAUUUCAGACAUUUUUUAUUGUGAACUCUACACAGAAGUCUGUUUAAUCAUAAGCCUAACAUCAAAGCAAAAUGUUGCACACUUGUUUUGCCUUGUAAGGACUUACUGGAAUGGACAAAGAAGUUCCCAAUUAUUGUUGUAAAAUUGACGUUGCCAAAAGUAGUUGAGGAAAAACUUUUUUUUUUUGUUGUUCUGUCUCAGAUAUGCACAUCACAUUUGUAUGCAAUUGUUUUUGUUAGCAUUUGUAAUUAUCUAAUUAAGUGAUUAAUCUAAUUUGCUAAUUUUAUUUUUAUCAGGUAUCAACUCUAACACAACGGUGGCCUUGUUUUUUGUUUUUAUUUGACCCAAAUUAAAAUAAAUGACUUUGGCUCCCACAAAAAGAGCAACAAUAGGCUUACAUUUAUUUGUACACUUAAACCUUUUUUUAAGGCUGGAAAUGUUGUUUUCAGUGCUUAUUAUAAAAAAAUGAAGCACUAAAAAGGCUGCAUAUCUUUUUUUUAUUAGGACUGCUACAGUGUGUUUUAUUAAAUUUUGACACCGCUGUGGGGUGUUUGUAAAAAUCCUGAUAUUGUGGCUUUCAUUUAUCAAACCUAUUGUUUGUAGCAAUGAUGGUUCAGGCUAAGAUUAACAACGGUAAACAUGUUGAUUGUUUUGUUUGUCUGUUUUUCCUACUCUUUUUUUUGUCUCUGCUAUUCUAUAGUUCAUAUGACAGUAAAUGUGCAAACUCUUUUUCUCUAAAGUCCAUUGGUGUUCUGUGCCCCGUGUUAAUCAGCCAUUUGCACUGUUAAAAGUUCUCUGUUCAGCCUGUUGAAAUUAUGUGUUUGUGUACAUUUACAAUUGUGUGUUUUUCUCAGUUUUACACCUUUGAAUGAAAAAAUAAAGUUUAUUGAAGGUUUA